Penicillium samsonianum is the source of this 624-nucleotide messenger RNA. RefSeq lists its product as uncharacterized. Bases 1 to 624 code for a protein of 207 amino acids. The transcript has a single exon. The record is from RefSeq and is a predicted model, not a curated record. NCBI's taxonomy places the organism in Eukaryota, Fungi, Ascomycota, Eurotiomycetes, Eurotiales, Aspergillaceae.
AUGCGCAAAUCCUUUGUCGUUCUUCUCUUCGCCGCCUCGGCGCUGGCUUCUCCACAGCCACAGCAGACUGCCACUGUCGAGUCCAGUGGUAGUAGUGUGACCAAUCCCGAUGGCGACGCUGCUGCUUCCGCUGCUGCUGCCGCUGCUGCCUCCGAGCUGGCAGCGAUCCCCAGCUCCAUUCUGACGGUCAUGGAGACGGCUAUCCCUGCCUCGUGGGAGGACGAAAUUCUCACGGAUCCUUCAUUCCGUUCUUCCGUUGUGAGCGCGGCUGCUGCUGGAACUUACCCAGCUUGGUUCAAUGAACUGCCCAACAGCGUCAAAGCCUGGGCCUCCUCGAAUUUCGAUGGACAGGUUGUGGGGGUUGCUACUACCACACAAGAUGUUGCUUCCGAGACAGCUUCUACCGCCUCAAUGACGGCCACUUCAGAUGCCCCAUCGGUUACCAAUGCGGCCCAAAACACUUCAUCCGGCUCCUCUUCUGUUGCGUCCUCUAGCUCCGGCUCCGCGUCCGCUUCUUCUGCUUCGCCUGCGAAGUCGACUGGUGGUGCCCCCGCGCCUUCUAGUGGUGUUGCAUUGGGCAUUGCCGGUGCAGCUGGUGCUUUUGUUCUUGCUCUCGCCCUGUAA